Messenger RNA from Cornus florida, 1385 nucleotides. RefSeq names its product tubulin-folding cofactor C. Gene Ontology annotation, cellular component: cytoplasm. The record is from RefSeq and is a predicted model, not a curated record. The transcript has a single exon. Gene Ontology annotation, biological process: post-chaperonin tubulin folding pathway; tubulin complex assembly. Gene Ontology annotation, molecular function: tubulin binding. The coding region runs from base 113 to 1186 and encodes 357 amino acids. NCBI's taxonomy places the organism in Eukaryota, Viridiplantae, Streptophyta, Magnoliopsida, Cornales, Cornaceae.
GCAACACGACGCCGUUUUAUAACCGAAUCAGUUAAAACAUCUGCUCUAAUUUGAAGAAGUUACAAGACCAACAAAUCAUUUCUGAAUCUUCUCCUCUCUUCCGGUAACAGCCAUGGAAGAUCUCUCAAACCCUAUUCACAUCCCAACGAAAACCCUAGACCCAUCCGCUCAAAGCAAGCACGCUGGAAUGCUCGAACGCCUCUCCAACCUCCACCAAUCUCGCCUCCAACAACAAUCCCUCUCUCGCGAACCCAAUUCCAAUCCCAAUCCCGACUCGUUUGAGUCCACCCAGUCCUUCCUCUCCCGAUUCAACCACUCCAAGAACUCCAUCGAUUCCGAUCUCGCCCGCCUUCGCCAAUCCACCACCGACUCUCACUCCUCGAAUCCCAGCUCAAAAUCCGAUCUCCACAAGGUCUCGGCCUCCAUCUCCGAUCUCGAAAAGCUCGUCGCCGAGAGCUCUUACUUCUUACCCUCUUACGACGUACGAGUCUGUCUCGAAACCAUCUCAGAUCUGAAACAAACCCUUGAAAACGUCAGUUCAGAGGUCGUUCCAAAGAAGCGAUUUGCAUUCAAGAAUAAACAAACCAAAAAAGCUGCAACCAGUGUCGUCGUAAGCGAGCCCGAAUUGGGUACUCAAGAAACUGAACGCAAAAAACCGAGCUUUGAGGUUCGGGAUUUGCCUGGGUUUAGGGGUAAGCAAAAUGAGGUUUUGGUGAAGGAGUUCAAGGGUUCUGAGAUUGGUGAGUUCACACUUUCGGAUUUGAGUGGUUGUGAAGUGCGAUUGACGGGUUGUUUGAGGGCGUUGUUUGUUCAUAAGUUGAAGGAUUGUAGGGUUUAUGUUGGACCCGUUUUGGGUUCGGUUUUGAUUGAGGAAGUUGAGGGUUGUGUGUUUGUUUUGGCAUCACAUCAGAUUAGGACUCAUCAUGCUAGAGGGUGUGAUUUUUAUCUCAGGGUUCGGAGUCGGCCUAUAAUUGAGGAUAGUAGUGGUGUGAGGUUUGCACCAUAUUGUUUGUGUUAUGAUGGCAUUGAAACUGAUCUUAAAGAGUCUAAUCUUUAUGAAGAAAUGGGGAAUUGGGCGAAUGUGGAUGAUUUUCGGUGGUUGAGAGCUGUGCAAUCUCCGAAUUGGUUGAUUUUGCCAGAAAGUGAACGUCUUGGCACACUUAAUAUUUCAAAUCCGGAAACGUGAAUUGGAGACCAAGUUUUAUUUUUUUUUCUUCUAAUGAGCAUUUGUUGUUUUCGAUAUUGUAUUCGCAAGUUGAGCAGCAUUCCAUUGUGUAGAAGAGGUAACAUUCUGAUUUUUCUUCAAGAAAGCAUUAAAAACUAUGUUUUGUGCAUUGAUCAAGGAUUAGUAUAAUCUAUAUUUUGAGUUGAUGGCUUGAUGCAAA